AUGAACAUGGAGAGGAACCGUGUGCUGCCGGACACGCCCUACCCCCAGCCCGGCCUCCAGCCUGUGGCAUCUCAGCAGACUGCGCCUGGUACACCCAAAGCCAUUUUCCUGCUGAAGCUGGUUGUGAGCGUGGUCUUGAAUGUGCUGAGCCCUCUAAUGCUGAACGUUGACGCCACUGGUGCAGCUGCUGCGGAAGCCAACGCGCUCAAUCCAGCCCUCACAGAGGAAACUGAAAUACAACUGAUAUCAGAAGUGUCCAGGAGCCUGGCCCAGCUGUGCCCGACUGCCCAGCCCGCCAGAAGCCCUGGCCCAGCUGUGGCCCCACUGCCCAGCCCGCCAGAAGCCCUGGCCCAGCUGUGCCCGACUGCCCAGCCUGCCAGAAGCCCUGGCCCAGCUGUGCCCCGACUGCCCAGCCCUCCAGAAGCCCUGGCCCAGCUGUGCCCUACUGUCCAGACCACCAGAAGCCCUGGCCCAGCUGCGCCCCCACUGCCCAGCCCACCAGAAGCCCUGGUCCAGCUGAUCCCCGACUGCCCAGCCCGCCAGAAGCCCUGGCCCAGAUGUGCCCGACUUCCCAGCCCACCAAAAACCCUGGCCCAGCUGCGCCCCCACUGCCCAGCCCACCAGAAGCCCUGGCCCAGCUGUGCCCCCACUGCCCAGCCCACCAGAAGCCCUGGCCUAGCUGCACCCCCACUGCCCAGCCCGCCAGAAGCCCUGGCCCAGCUGCGCCCUGACUGCCCAGCCCGCCAGAAGCCCUGGUCCAGAUGUGCCCGACUUCCCAGCCCACCAGAAACCCUGGCCCAGCUGCGCCCCCACUGCCCAGCCCGCCAAAGCCCUGGCCCAGCUGUGCCCGACUGCCCAGCCUGCCAGAAGCCCUGGCCCAGCUGUGCCCGACUGCCCAGCCCGCCAGAAGCCCGGCUGAUGAAGGGUAUGGCUGCGGCCCUUCAGGUGUCCCCCAGCCAGAAGGGCCCCUGUGGAGGGAGCCCACCAGGGACCUCAGACAACCACAGGGAGCCAGGUGAAGGGAGCAGCCCAGGGAGCCCUUCCGGAAGCCCCAGUCAGACAGACGCGGGGCCACCCCUGCCUGUCACUUCAGUGGAGGGGGCCAGAGAGGGCUGUGCAAAUGUCCAGGACGUGUGUUCCAAGACCGUGCACACCUGA
This is a messenger RNA of Dipodomys spectabilis (banner-tailed kangaroo rat), 1158 nucleotides long. RefSeq names its product vegetative cell wall protein gp1-like. The record is from RefSeq and is a predicted model, not a curated record. The coding region runs from base 1 to 1158 and encodes 385 amino acids. The transcript is spliced from 4 exons. NCBI's taxonomy places the organism in Eukaryota, Metazoa, Chordata, Mammalia, Rodentia, Heteromyidae.